CCGCCGGCCAGGCCGGCAGCGGCAGCGGCGGAGGCGCCGCCAGACCGCCGCCGGCCGCCGACGGCCGAGCGGCGGCGGCAGCGGCGGCGGGGGCUGAACCGCGCAGCCGCUCGCCGAGGCAGCUGCAGGCGCAGGCCUCCCCCGGGAGCCCGAGGCGUCCAGGGGACGUCGGCGCCUCGCCGCGCCAGGUUCAGCGCGAAGGCUCCCUCGUUAGUCCGAGGAGUCCCGCCGCGUCGCCGCGGCCAGCGGCGCAGCGUGAAGGCGCCCCGAGGAGCCCAAGGGGCACGGGGGAUGUCGGCGCCUCGCCCCGCCAGGGGCAGCGCCAGGGCUCCCCUGUGAGACCGAGGAGUCUCGCUGCUUCGCCCCCAGCCCAGCGCAUUGGUGCCCCCAGGAGCCAGACAAGCGCGGGGAAUAUGGUUGCCUCGCCCCGCGGAGUGCAGCGCCAAGGCUCUCCCCUGAGCCCGAGGAGUCCCGCUGCAUCGCCCAGGCCGGCGCAGCGCAAAGCCCCUCCUGGCAGCCCGAAGCGCGCGGGAGGUCUCGGCGCGUCACCCCGCCAGGUGUUGCGGAGUCUCGAUGCUUCGCCCGAGACGGCACAGCGCCAAGGCGCUCCUAGGAGCCCGAGGAGCACGCCAGGAGGUGUCGGCGCGUCGCCCCGCGGGGUGCAGCGCCAAGGCUCUCCUGUGAGCCCGAGACGUCUUGACGCGUCGCCCCGGCCGGUGCAGCGCCAAGGCGCUUCCAAGAGCCAAAGGAGUGCAGCAGAUGUCGGCACGUCGCAGCGUGUGGGCCCUCCUGUGAGCCCGUUGGGCUUGGCUGCAUCGCCCAGGCCAGCGCAGCGCCCAGGUACUUCUACGAGCCAGAGGAGCGCGGCGGACUUCGGCGCCUCGCUCGCAAGAGGUCUCGCCUCUCUGUCCCGCCAACAGCAGCGGCAAGGCUAUCCCAUGAGCCCGGGGAGUCUCGCCGCGUCGCCCCUGCCAGCGCAGCGGCAAGCCUCCCCCAGGACCCCCAGGAGCCUGAGGGACGCCGGCACGUCGCACCGCCAGUUACAGCGCGAUGGCUUUCCCGUGAGCCCGAGGAGCCUCGCCGAUUCGCCCCGGCCUUGGCGGCGCCAAGUUUCUCCCGGGCGGGAUCUCGGCGCGUCGCCCCGCCAUGUGCAGCGCCAGGAGUCGCCGUCGCCCGUGAGCAUCUGGAGCCUCGCCGGGACGCCCCGUUCCGCGCAGCCGCACGCCGCUGCCAGGAGCCCGACGGCUCCAAGGGAUCUCGGCGCCUCGUCCCGCCGGGUGCAGCGCGGAGGCUCCCCCAGGAGCCCGAGGAGCAGUGCCGCCGCCUCGCCCGAGCCAGCGCCGUGCCGAGGUUCUCCCGGGAGCCCGAGGGGCGCGGCGGGCUUCGGCCCGCCUCCCCGCCUGGAGGAGCCCGAGGGCUCCCCGGGGAACUCGCCGAGGAGCCUCGCCGAGUCUCUCUCAGCGGCGCGCGAGGAGGCCUCCUCUCCCAGGAGCCCAGGGGGCCGCGGCGCGUUGCCCCGCCACCCCGGGGCGUUUGCGUGGCCGGUGCAGCGGAAGGCCUCCCCCAGGAGCCCGAGGGGCCCUGGGGGCCGCGGCGCGCUGCCGACCCACCUCGACACGUUCCCUUGGCAGGGGCAGUGCGAGGCCUCGCCCGCGAGUCCGCGGCGCGCCGCCGCCUCGCCCCGGAAGGUGUCGCGGCAGGCCUCUCCAAGGAGCCCGACGCAGGCGGCUGCCAAAGUCGCGCGGGAGUUGCUGCGCUGCGUGGACCUCCAUCGGGAGGCCAUGGUCGCAGAGCUGUUCGCCGCGCUGACCAGCAGCCGCGAGCUGUACAUGGGCCCGUCGGAGUUAUUGCGCUUCGCUCAGCUGCACGGCUUCGCCGGCAGUGCCUCUACUUGGCCCGAGGAGUACUCCCGGCUCUGCGCCCGCUACGACUUCUCUGGCACGAGGGGGGCAGACUGCGCCCGCUUCGCGCGCAUGGUCAACGACGAGCAGGGCGUCGGGUAUUGCACGGACAGGCAGCUGCACACCCUCAUCAGCCGGACACAGCGCGCGCAGCCCGCGCUCGGGUGGCGGGCGAACGAGGCAGUCCGCGCCGCCGGCGAGCACUCGCGGCAGGUGGCGCUGCGGGCGGAGCUGCGGCGCGUGGAGGACGAGCUCGCCGUGGCAAGGUCCAAGCAGAGGCUCGAGUACGCGCGGUGGCGGGCGCGCGCCGCGCAGCAGCGGGCGGCCGCCGCGCCGCGGGCUGGGCGCGGCAGCAGCCCGCGGACCCCCUCGCCCGCGCCGUCGGCCGGCUCUGCCUCACCGUUGCUCGGCGCGGGGGCCGCCAGCGAGCACGCGCCGUGGCGGACCGAUGGUCUGCUCGCGGAGCCCGCGGGGAAGGCCUGGCACGCGGCCCGCGCAGCGGAGGCGGGGCGGCUGGACGGCUUCGGCAUCGCCCCGGACGAGGCUGGGGCGUGCUACCACGGCCAGUGGGCCGGCGGCCGCCGCCAGGGCCACGGGGUGCUCUCCUUCGCCGAGGGCGUGUACGAGGGCCAGUGGGCGGCCGGCGCGGCGGAGGGACUGGGCGCCGUGUACUUCAGGAACGGCGACAGGUUCAUUGGCCGGUACGCGGGUAACCGCAAGCAGGGCCGGGGCACCUACGCCUGGGCGGACGGGGCGCAGGAAGAGGGGGACUACGAUCGCGGCGUGAAGGUCGGCUGGCACCGGUGGACGAGCGGCGGCCGAGGGUGGAGCCUGCGCUACGCAGAUGGCACCGUGGUCGAGGCACUCCAGGACAGCGACAUCCCGCACUCUCCCAUGGGCGCCUGAGGGCACCACGCUGCGAAGCAACCCUACCCUGACUUGGGCACUCUUGCUUGGCAUCGUGGCACCACUGCUGCGAAUCCCACAAAGUGGGGUGACGGUGAGCCCGUUAGCAUCGCUCCAGCACGAUGUCUUGUGCAUACGGGGGCAUCCUGGAGUCCCGCAACAGUCCGACCGGGCGCAGUGCGGCUGCCGCGCAAAUCGGACCUGUCUCACAACAUGGGUGACCACCAUCAUCGCCAUUACUUUCGUCGUCCGCCGCAGCAGACAUCCGACGGCUUUUUUUUGUAUCUCCGACUUUCACAGCCUUGCCUUGGGGCAGUCUUUCCCCGCACAAGCCCGGCCUCCAGCGUUCCCAGAACUGGGGACGGCAGCCGUCUCGAUCUUGUGUAUCUGGCCGCCGGAUAUUUGUCAAUCGCUGUCCCUCGCCAGCGCAGGAGGGUGAGUCGAGAGGCGUGUCUCUUUUGUUCCCCACAGCGUUUCCAUUUGUUCUUGCUUAACUUCUAAG
This is a messenger RNA of Prorocentrum cordatum, 3309 nucleotides long. The record is from the annotation of a GenBank genome assembly. NCBI's taxonomy places the organism in Eukaryota, Dinophyceae, Prorocentrales, Prorocentraceae.